ACAGAUCAGGGAACUCAACGGCUGGCCGGUCAUCGUCGAACAGGUGUUUCUCCAGGCGACUGCUGCGAGUUCUUCUUCAGCUAAAGAUAGUGUUGGAUCUUUAAGUGAUUGGUCUUGUGGUCUCAGCUAAAUCAUUAAUCAUCGUGUUGCAUGGAGAACUUAGUGGGUGUAUUGUUCUUGUAGAAUCACUGGGGUCAUUUCGCAUUAGUCAUUUUCGAUUCAGUGAUUCGUCCCUGUCUGUGGAACACAACUCUUAGAUCGGGCAAGUUUCCAUCAGUAUUAUCUCCAGAUGCCAAGUUUUCAGAAGCAGCAUAGUUCGGCGAGUGUCCUCAGUUUUUAUCAGCAGCCUCCGCAGAUGAUCGAACCGCGUUAUUUGUCCAACUACGAGCAAAUAGACAGCGGCAUGAAGAGGGGUUUGGCUGGCCAAGGAUUCGACUCAUCCUUUCAGAACUACGACGAACAAAUUUUCACCCUCGAUUCUUCCACAUCAGCUUCCGGCCUUGCUUCCUAUGAUUCUGGUUCCAAUAUCAGCACCUCACCUGAUGGGACUCCCUUUGUGAAGUCCUUUCACUCAGAUCAACAUCUUUCUGUUGAAAAUGUCUCCGGAUCGCCACUAAGUGUUUCUUCCAUUACUGACUAUGGCAAUGAUGAGCUUCGAGACAAAUUGAGGGAGUUGGAGAUGUCACUGUUGGGACCGGAAUCAGAUAUCUGCGAUUACCAGAGCAGUUGCUUUAAGAACAGCUCCCACAAUAUUUUUCCCACAUCAAUGUGGCAUUCGAGCCGAGUUAGAGAUAUGAUGCCCAAACCUGACCUGAAACAAGUGGUAAUCGCCUGUGCAAGGGCAAUCUCUGAUGCCGAUACUUCUAGUGCAGCAGCUCUAAUGGAUAUGCUGGAGCAAAUGGUGUCGGUUAUGGGCGACCCGAUUCAGCGUCUUGGUGCUUACCUCUUGGAAGGGCUUAGGGCGAAAUUGAAAUUUUCCGGGAGCAUAAUUUACCGAAAGCUCAAGUGCGAAGAACCUACGAGCUCAGAAUUGCUGACUAACAUGCAGGUUCUCUAUCAGAUCUGCCCCUACUGGAAGUUUGCAUAUGUGUCCACAAAUGUCAUCAUCACCAAAGCCAUGGAAAACGAACAGAGAAUUCACAUUGUCGAUUUCCAGAUUACACAGGGCAGCCAGUGGGUCACUUUCAUCCAGGCCCUCGCACAGAGGCCUGGUGGCCCCCCCCUCCUCCGCAUCACUGGCAUCGACGAUUCUGAUUCAGUUCAUGCUCGUGGUGCGGGACUGGAGAUUGUAGGGCAGAAGCUUUCGGAAAUCGCAGAGUCAUGUAACGUGCCGUUCGAGUUCCAUGAUGCAGCCGUUUCUUUAUCUGAGGUUGAGCUACAGAAUCUUAUGAUUCGGCCUGGGGACGCUUUGGCAGUGAACUGUCCUUACAUAUUGCAUCACAUACCCGAUGAGAGUGUGAGCACUCAGAAUCACCGAGACCGGGUGUUGAGACUGAUCAAGAGUUUGUCGCCGAGAGUGGUGACCCUCGUGGAGCAAGAAUCCAACACCAACACAUCCUCAUUCUUUCCGAGGUUCAUCGAGACCUUCGACUAUUACAAGGCCAUGUUCGAGUCCAUCGACGUCGCUCGGCCGAGGAACGACAAGCAGCGGAUCAGUGCAGAGCAGAACUGUGUGGCCCGGGACAUUGUGAACAUGGUAGCCUGUGAUGGGCCUGAGAGGAUGGAAAGGCAUGAGCUUUUCGGCAAAUGGCGGUCCAGAUUCCAAAUGGCCGGUUUCAAUCAGCUACCAGUGGACGCAUCGGUUACUCGUGCUGUGCUCGAUAUGCUGAAGCAGUAUCACGGGAAUUACAGAAUCGAGCAGAGGGAGGGGGCUCUAUAUCUUGGCUGGAUUAAUAGAGCCAUGUCGACUUUAUCGGUUUGGAGGUGAAUCUUGACAUCCUGUGCUAGCUGCUGGCUUUGUAAAUUUUGCUGUCAACACCGUAGUUGCUCCCGCCUAUAUAAGGAAGAAUGUUGUCUAUAUAUAGUUUGAUUGAAUGCUCACAAUUCAUAGUGCACCAGUACACAAGAUCGCUUUUCUUUUCUUGUUUUGCCAAUUUCUUUGUUCCUCGCUCUCUGGGAAUGCGAACUUUGCAAAUGUCCACACAUCCAAAAGGGACCAGAGUAGCAUGGUUUAUCUGCAAA
Eucalyptus grandis is the source of this 2181-nucleotide messenger RNA. RefSeq names its product scarecrow-like protein 13. Bases 290 to 1927 code for a protein of 545 amino acids. Gene Ontology annotation, molecular function: DNA-binding transcription factor activity; sequence-specific DNA binding. Gene Ontology annotation, biological process: regulation of DNA-templated transcription. The transcript has 2 exons. The record is from RefSeq and is a predicted model, not a curated record. Lineage: Eukaryota; Viridiplantae; Streptophyta; Magnoliopsida; Myrtales; Myrtaceae. Gene Ontology annotation, cellular component: nucleus.